Molecule: messenger RNA, 1362 nt
Organism: Stylonychia lemnae
Lineage: Eukaryota; Ciliophora; Spirotrichea; Sporadotrichida; Oxytrichidae
Source: the annotation of a GenBank genome assembly
AUGAUCAACCCCACUGAAUCAGUUUGCAUUAAAACUUCGACGGAACUAAGAGUCUUAAGAGAAUCAAGUGAGAUGACGAGAACAAUGAGGAAUUAACAAGGAUUUUUCCACUUGAGAAGCAACAGAAGCCUAUAAAAGAUUCAAGCUCCAUAAGAAUAGAGAAGAGUGAGUUAUUAACCAACCAGUGAAAGUCAAGCUCAAUUGCAAGCAUUCGCUAUAAAGCAAAGAAAAUUGUUUAAAGCUGGCUCAAACAGGAAAAUUGAAUUAGGGAAAAUAAAUUCUAACAACUUACUGUUGCCAAACAUUCCUAUCAAGCUGAGUUAAGGGAAUUAAACUACAAAAAAUCAAAAAGAUGUACACUAAUUUUUCAAAGAUCAGAAAGCUCUAUAGAAUAUAUAAAAUGAAUUGAUUUCAAAGAAAUUCAACAGCAGUGAUCUGAGACAAUACAAUACUUUUGAAAUCAACCCUAGUCUAUAAAACAGUAGCGGUAAAAUUAGAGCAACAACUCCAAAAAGUCCUGUUACUCUUGAAGAAUCUUCAUUGAUGGCUUUCGAUUUUCAUGGGUUACUCGGCCCGUAAAAAGCAAGCAAUAAUUCUUAUUUGCAAUAUGGACUUAAUCUCCCAAGAAUAUCUGAGAUAGAACAAGAAAUGAAUGGAGAUGAAAAGCUACCAGACUACCUUAGUGUCCACAAAAUAAAAACUAAGCACCGUUUAAGAAUGCUAGACUGGAUGAUCUAGGUAUUCCGUGUAUUCAAGGUCUCUGCUCCCUAAACUUUUUUUUUAGCUGUGCAAAUUAUGGACCGAUACUUUAUGGAAAAGUACAAAUUGAAACAAAUCUUGCAUAAAUCUGAUCUUCAUGAAAUAGGACUUGUCUCAAUGCAUAUUAGCUCGAAAUACGAAGACGUCAUUCCUAUUUUCAUGUCUUAAAUACUUAAAGACGCCGGCCAUAACAGGUUCAAAUAACAAGACAUCCUUUAACGGGAAAGAGACGUCCUUUAAGCUUUAGGCUUCAAAAUAAUGCAUCAAGACAACAGUUAAUAUAUAAAAAAGAUCGUUGCUGAUAUCAUAAAAUUCAAACUUGGAUUCCAAGAAUAUGGACUUUAAAAUUUAGAACGCAAUUUUCCUUAAUUCCUAGCAAAGAAUAGAAUCUCUACUCCCAAGCUUUUGGAAAGUUUACCUGAAAUAUCUAACAUCAGUGGGUCUUCAAUUGAUAUUGAUUAAUAAAGCUCAGAGAAGUCUCAAAGUAAUGAACCGAGAAUUAUUCCUCAAGAGCCCAAUAAAAUCACCAAUUUUAAAAUUCAAAAACAAAUUAUUACCUCCAACAUUGGAAUCAGUUACUCUGAAUGCAAUAGGAGACUAUGA